AUGCACGCAGCUUCAGGCGGCUACAUACAGGUCGUGCGGUUUCUGGUGGAGAAAGGGGCUCGGAUCUCGGCGAAAGAUGACAUGGGCGAAACGGCACUGAUGAAAGCAUGUAAAGAAGGGCACACCGACAUCAUCCAAUUCUUGGUGGAGGCCCAGGCAGCCCAGCGCAAGAAGGGCCCCUCGCUGAGUGGGGGCAAGGAUGAAGCACAGCAGUCGCUGAUGCGUGAGAAGAAGCGCAUCUUGGACAUGAAGGAUGAUGAAGGAGUGACUGCCCUCAUGAAAGCGGCCGAGCAGGGCGAGGGCGACGUCGUGCAAAUCCUGGCAGACGACGGAGCUUCCCUGGACCUGAAGGACGACGAAGGAUGGGACGUGCUGAUGUGGUCGGCGCUGAGCGGCCACUUCGAGAUCUGUGAGCUCCUGGUGGGAACCUUUGGCAUGUCGCCGGACUACGCCACAGAGAAAGGAGAGACGGCUUUGAUGAAAGCAGCGGCCAACGGCCAUUGGGACGUGUGCGAGUUCCUGAUAACGGAGGGGGCCAAGGUGAAUCAGCUGGAUCAGCACCACCAGACCGCCCUGAUGUGGGCCGCCUCGGAGGGCCACCUGGCCACCGUGACGGGCCUGGUGAAGAAGGACGCCAAGGUGGACCAGGUCACCAAGCAGGGGAAGACGGCUCUCCUACUCGCCGCCCAGUUCGGGCGCCAGGAGAUCUGCAAGUUCCUGAUCAGCAAGGGCGCAAAGGUGGAGCAUCAGGAUGAGGAUGGCCAGACGGCCCUCUUCUGCGCCGUGCAGGCUGGCAACCAUGAGCUCGUCACGAGCCUGAUCGAGCUGAAGUGCCCGAUUGAAUCUAGGACCGCCCGUGGCGAGACCGCGCUGAUUUGGGCCGCCAUGAACCAGCAGAUGCUCUGCGUGAAGACCCUCCUUGCCCAUGGCGCAAAUGUUCACACCACCGACGAGAACGGCCAGACUGCGCAAGAUCAUGCAGAGGGCACGCUCAACAGCCACGUGGUCGAGGCGAAGCGAAGAAACGCCCAGCAAAUAGCAAAGGGUUUUGGGGGUUUGGGGGCCCGGGCAUCAUCAACCUGUGGCUUGAAGACGCCCUAUACCCUAAACCCUAAACCCUAA
This is a messenger RNA of Symbiodinium natans, 1122 nucleotides long. Lineage: Eukaryota; Dinophyceae; Suessiales; Symbiodiniaceae. The record is from the annotation of a GenBank genome assembly.